Branchiostoma floridae (Florida lancelet) is the source of this 702-nucleotide messenger RNA. RefSeq lists its product as uncharacterized. Lineage: Eukaryota; Metazoa; Chordata; Leptocardii; Amphioxiformes; Branchiostomatidae. The transcript has 4 exons. Gene Ontology annotation, molecular function: death domain binding; protease binding. The record is from RefSeq and is a predicted model, not a curated record. Gene Ontology annotation, biological process: regulation of apoptotic process. Bases 31 to 702 code for a protein of 223 amino acids.
CCACAGAACACACCUCCGCGAGUUCUAUCAAUGGAGGAGAGACACCAGCGGCUACUCCGCCAAAAAAGCAGCAAACUUGCCGAAGGACUGAGUGAAAUAGUAUCCGAAGUAACGUACGCACUUUUCGAAAAAGGCGACAUUACGUUUGAACAGCGGGAGCUUGUUGAAGGCGGGCGGGAGAACGCUGACAAGGCCCGCCGGCUGCUUCGCGUGCUACCGACCGGGGGUCCGACCGCCUUUCGGGACCUGCAAGACGCGGUGAGAGACCGGAACAGGGAUCUUUCAGACAUACUGGAGGAGGAAUCGCAACUUGUAGAUUUCACAAUGGCAGAAUCUGAACAUGGAAUCCUUGACGAUCCACGGAGACUCAGCUGGGAGAAGAUCAAACGUGACACCCCAGUUUCACCCUCACAACUAGUGGCGAAACACCAGGAGAAGAUAGCGGAACAGGUCAGCUGGCUGGAAGAACGCAUCUGCACGCUGCAAGAUGACACCGAGGCUCUGGUGCAAGAGCUCUGCGGUCUGAGGCAGGACUGCAGAAAGGUCGAGAAAGACAUAAGUAUGGUAAAGGGAGAAAAGAAGGGUAUGUGUAUGAGACUUUCGUGUAUAAGUACGCCCUGUCGCCGAGCGAUAUUGGCCAUUGGGUACGGCAGAAAAGGACAUGGUACGGCGGAAACUAACGGGUACAGCGGAGAGUUUUAG